Molecule: messenger RNA, 1026 nt
Organism: Trichoderma atroviride IMI 206040
Lineage: Eukaryota; Fungi; Ascomycota; Sordariomycetes; Hypocreales; Hypocreaceae
Source: RefSeq, a predicted model, not a curated record
AUGCUCUUGAACCGAUUAAUUCUCAUUUUCGCUGCAGCGGUCCAAGCACUGCCGCAGCCAGCCUCAGCUAGCUGCCGAGAUGUUCAGAUCCCGAUUACCGUAUCAACGACUCGAUUCAUUUUGUCAACGUCGCUCAAAGAUGAUUGGGAUGCUGCCGCGCUAAGUCUCAACUUGACUCGUCGAGAUUUCAGUAAAUCGAGCGAUCCUCUUCCCAUUAGUGGAUCCACUGCGGCUGCUGUGAAGAGCACUUACACCGUGGGUGCGACAUUGUGUGGCAAUGGAGGACCGACAUUGAUACUUACACAUGGAAUCAUUGAAUCUAAGCUUUACUGGCGACCCAACUUUCCAGGCAGUGAAAAGUACAACUUUGUCGAUGCUGCUAUUGCUCAGGGCUAUUCAGUCCUCUACUACGACCGCAUUGGCGUUGGAUCAUCACCAAAAGUCAACUCGUUCACAGACGCACAAUUCCAGGUCGAAGUUGCCGUGCUAGAGGGCCUCGUCAACUACGCCAAAACCAAAGCUCAUGCUAGCAAGAUUGCUCUUGUCGGCCACAGUUACGGCUCCUACAUUUCUUCCGCAGCAGCCUCUCAUGUCGCCGUCGACAGUCUCGUAUUGACCGGCUACAGUGGCACUUUUGACUACUUCCCCCCUUUUAUUGCAGGCGCCGGCUUCCGCGUUGCCAAGUUGCAGAACCCUGCGCGGUGGGGGCAGUUGGAUUCUGGAUACAUCACCAGCUCGGAUUUGUAUGCCGAGACUUAUGUCUACUAUGCGGCUCCGUACUUUGAGCGCAGCGUUGCUGAGUGGACUUACAAUGUUGCCAGCGAGCCAUUUGCGGUUGGCGAACUUCCCUCGCUGUUGGCUACCACGGUUGACUACAGCGCAAUCAAGGCGCCUGUCUUGGUGCUCCAGGGCCAGUUUGACGUUUCUGCCUGUGGCGGCAACUGCGUCGGCGUUGUAAAUGGCACAAAGGAUAUAUUCACGGGAGCUAAAGUCCUUGAGUAUGUUGACAAUUUGCCAGCAGGGUGA